Molecule: messenger RNA, 849 nt
Organism: Rhizopus microsporus ATCC 52813
Lineage: Eukaryota; Fungi; Mucoromycota; Mucoromycetes; Mucorales; Rhizopodaceae
Product: MRG-domain-containing protein
Exons: 5
Coding region: 1-849 (282 amino acids)
Biological process (GO): chromatin organization; regulation of DNA-templated transcription
Cellular component (GO): histone acetyltransferase complex; nucleus
Source: RefSeq, a predicted model, not a curated record
AUGGUAAAGGAAUCAAAAGAAUUCAACUUUGAACAAGACGAAAAAGUAUUAUGCUAUCAUGGACCAUUUAUAUAUGAAGCAAAGGCAAUAGACCUUUUGUCAUUAUUUAAUAUUAUCAAAAGAGAGAAAAAAGAAGAGGAUGAUCAAGAAGUCAACAUGUACUUUGUACAUUACAAAGGCUGGAAACAAACUUGGGAUGAAUGGAUUACAGAAGACAGGGUUUUGAAAUACACAGAAAGUAACCGUCAAAAACAAAAGCAGUUACAAGAAAUGAAUGCGCGAUUAAAGACAUCACGAGCACCAACACGAGAAUCAACAGAGCCUAGAGGUAGAAAAAGAUAUCGUGACUCUGAUGUUGAACGACAAAGGGCAGAGGAAGAGACGAGAAGAAUAGAGUUUAAAUUGAUCAUGCCAGAGACACUCAAAGGCAUCCUGGUAGAUGACUGGGAAAAUAUCACAAAGAAUCGACUUGUUUUAAAUAUUCCAGGCGAAUAUACUGUAGAUAAAAUACUAGAUGAAUACAAGAAUCAAUAUCCUGUAAAAGACGAUGUAUUGGAUGAAUUUAUAAAGGGCAUACGAUUAUACUUCAACAAGACACUAGGAUCGCUCUUAUUGUAUAGAAAUGAACAUGAUCAAUAUACUGAACUAUGUGCAAAUAAAGAACCUAGUAGCAUAUAUGGUGCUGAACAUCUACUUCGACUCUUUGUUGAAAUGCCCAAUCUUUUGGCACAAGCAAGCAUUGAUGCAGAGACACAGAAUGAACUAAAGAGCCGUUUUGAAGACUUUUUGAACUAUAUGCAGGAACGUGAAAAGGAUUACUUUUUAAAUGAUUAUCAAACAAAGGCAUAA